Paramecium octaurelia is the source of this 200-nucleotide messenger RNA. NCBI's taxonomy places the organism in Eukaryota, Ciliophora, Oligohymenophorea, Peniculida, Parameciidae. The record is from the annotation of a GenBank genome assembly.
AUGGAUCUUUUGAUGCCAAUAUUAAAUGGUUUGGUAAGCAACAUAAAUCAUUAGAGAUAUUGUAUAUUAUUCAAUUUAUUUUAGGUAUAAAAAAUGAACUAGAUGAACUGAAAAUCAUAGCAAUUUUGGAUAUGAAGAUGAAAAUGAGCAAGAAAGUUGUGGAACCAUUGGAUUUGAUGCCUUCAUUACUAAACCUGUGA